Anopheles bellator is the source of this 2863-nucleotide messenger RNA. RefSeq names its product regulator of G-protein signaling 7 (gene RSG7). Bases 228 to 1934 code for a protein of 568 amino acids. The transcript has 6 exons. NCBI's taxonomy places the organism in Eukaryota, Metazoa, Arthropoda, Insecta, Diptera, Culicidae. The record is from RefSeq and is a predicted model, not a curated record. Gene Ontology annotation, biological process: G protein-coupled receptor signaling pathway; regulation of G protein-coupled receptor signaling pathway; intracellular signal transduction.
GUUUGAAGGUGAAAUGUGAACGUGCGUGCUAAUCAAACACGGAAUCGCGGGACACCGAAAAAAGGGCCACACCGUGAAAUGGUGGUGCCCGUUGCGGCCCGUUUCUGUCGGGCAACCGCCCAUCUGGCCAUGUGCCGUUGCUGAGAUUCGAAAAAAGCGGCAUUAUUUGAUUAAGCACUUCCGGUUCUGCAGGAGGCUGUUGCACCGUAGCCUCUCCGGGGUUGUGGAUGAUGGUAACGAUGACCACGGAAAUUGAUAAAGACAAAGCAGUGACAGUGAUAAGUGCACCGAAAAAGAUGAAUGCCAGCGCGAGCGAAAAGGACACGGACCGGGAGCGCCGCGAGAAGGAGCAAACCCCCGGGGCAGAGUCCACUAAAGCAGGGGCGGAACAGAUCAGCAAAGCGGCGACGGUCGGGGUGGAAGUACCCGUCCCGCAGAUAGUGACCGAUGGUGCCGGUAAGAGUGCAAGUACCGGUAAGGAGAACAACAUCGUUGCUGCCAGCAGUGGGAGCGGCGGUGGAGGCACGGCAGCCGGGAGUGCCGCGGGGACGAGUGGAACGAGCAAGGCCGCCGGACAGCCCUCGCAUGCUCACUUCACGCAUACGGCCCUGAACCAGGAUGCACCAAAUAUUUUAGUCUAUAAAAAGAUGGAAGCAAUUGUCGAGCGGAUGCAGGGCGAAGAAGGGGGCGUCUCGGUGCGCACGAUAAAGGCGUUCAUGAGCAAAGUACCGUCCGUAUUCACCGGUGCCGAUCUGAUAUCGUGGAUAAUGAAAAAUCUCAGCAUAGAGGACGUGAACGAGGCACUCCAUUUGGCACACCUUUUGGCCUCGCACGGGUACCUCUUCCCCAUCGACGAUCACCAGCUGACGGUGCGCAACGAUGGCACCUUCUACCGUUUCCAGACGCCGUACUUCUGGCCCUCGAACUGCUGGGAGCCCGAAAACACGGACUACGCCGUCUAUCUGUGUAAGCGCACGAUGCAGAACAAGACGCGGCUCGAGCUGGCCGACUACGAGGCGGAAAAUUUGGCCAAAUUGCAAAAGAUGUUCUCGCGCAAGUGGGAGUUUAUCUUUAUGCAGGCCGAAGCGCAGAGCAAGGUGGACAAGAAGCGCGACAAGCUCGAACGCAAAGUGCUUGACUCGCAGGAGCGCGCCUUCUGGGACGUUCACCGCCCGGUGCCGGGUUGCGUCAACACGACCGAGGUGGACAUCAAAAAGGCGUACCGACGGGGAGCGUCCACGCUGGGCUCCGGGUCUUCCGGUACCGCCGGCAACAGCAACCCGAUUGAGCAGCUUACACGCCAGAUCAAACUGCUCAAGUUGAAGCUCGAGCGACGUACGAUUAAAAUCUCCAAAGUGGCCGAAUCCUACAUUUCCUACUUUGAACAGUACAACGAGUACGACAGCUUUUUAACGCCGCCCGAUCAACCGAACCCCUGGAUUACUGAUAACACCGAAAUAUGGGACGCUGACCGCACUGCCAAGGACGUAUCGCUGAAGCGUGUAAAGCGGUGGGGAUUCAGCUUACGGGAGCUUCUGAACGAUCCCGUCGGCCGGGAGCAGUUUUCCAAGUUCUUGGACAAGGAGUUUAGUGGUGAAAACUUAAAGUUCUGGGAGUCGGUGCAGAGCAUGAAAGCCCAGCCGCAGUCGAAGGUGAAAGAAGCGGCUCACGCAAUCUAUCUGGAGUUUCUUGCACCGGACGCAGCCUGCCCGGUGAACGUAGAUUCCAAGUCGAUGGAAUUGGCACGGGAAGCGGUCAGCAGCGCGGCACCACCCAAUCGCUGGUGUUUCGAUGUGGCCGCCGCCCAUGUGUAUCAUCUGAUGAAGAGUGACUCCUACUCACGAUACCUGCGGUCCGACAUGUACAAGGAUUAUCUGAACGGGUCGAAGAAAAAAAUCAAAUCCAUACCGAACCUGUUCGGUGUGAAACGUUAAAGUGUCGUGCCGGCCAAAGAAGAAGCGGCGAUGUACACAGUAACCAGCAACCCGACGGAUGCGGUAGGGAGUUCUGAGGGAGUUUUAAUAGACGAAUGUAGCUAGUUCGUGCACUGGCGGGCUUGCUGGCGACACGAUUGUCGUGCAAGGGUGUUAUGUUUCCGUUCCGAGAGGAAUUUGUCGGGGCUGUUCAUAGAACGAUUGUUUUAGUCACGAGCCAUAAUUAGCCAUAGAUAAAACGUAUUGCGCGUGUGUAUCGGUGUGUUAAAGUUGUGCCAUUUUCAUCGUGUUGCGCAUUCGUCGCAAACCCAACCAAACCGCAACCUAACCAAAGGCAAACCAAACUAAUGGAAUUGUUGAUGAAUUGCAUUGUACACUCUGACAGCGACUAGCGUGAGUGCAUUUUCGUGAAAACCCCGCUGGACGAUCGAUAGGACCGGGGUUCGAUCCACUUGGUUGUAAAAGUCACCCGAAAAAGGCGGCAAGAAAAUGUAGCUUAUCACCAUUAAGUUGGAUGUAGUCAUAGUCAAAGUUAGUGAGAUCCUUUGCCAACAGCUCGCAACACCAGAGAGCAUUGUUAAAAAUAGGAUGGGAAAUAGACCGGAAGCCGUUAGAAAUAUAUAUAUACAAUUAAAUAAGGUAAUGAAAACGCAACAACAAGACAAGAGCAAAUAUUAUGAUUAUAUUAUUAUAUACAGAAAUAUACACACACCGCACCGGCCAGUGCGGUGCGAGUGACGAAGGAAAACGAAACCAAGGCACAAAUAAUCGUAAGACAUCCACAGACCGUACUGUAAGCAUUCCCAGCAUUCGAUCGAUGAGACAAACGAGAAAAGGGAACCUCCGGUUUGCUGUCCGCUGCAAGGGGAGUGUUGUUUACAGUGGGCGAAGAAACAUAAGUGAGAAAUAAUAAUAGAAACAGAAAAUAU